AUGGCCCAGGAGCUUGAGGCCAGACUCUGCCAGAAGGGGAACUGGCACCUGGCCCUGGGAGAGCCCUCACUGGCCAUGGCUUUCUACCUGGCGGCCUUCAGCUGCCACACCCCCUCAGCUGUGCACAGCAUGAGGAGCGCCCUGACCAAGGCCCAGGUGGCCAUGCUGGACACCCUGGAGGCCUGGUGCCACGGCAACAGCUGGAUCCCCACUGUGCACUGGGGCAUGGCCGUAGUCUCCCUGAUGGCCACCCUGGCCUCCGCCUUACUCGGCGCCCUCUGCCCAGACCACCUGGCCGCGGUGCUGCAUGGGCUGGCCAGGCUACUGGCCCGCGGGCACCACAAGGAGGUGGCUUUGUGCUAUAGCCAGCUGCUGGACUCCCACUCCCAGUCCAUGCUGGAGCUGCAACUGAGCCGUGCCCUGGCCUGGGUGCUGUCUGGGGCUCGGGCUGCGGAAGCUGUGGCUGACUACCUGGGUGCCUUUGCCACCAGUGCUGACCACACCCUGGCCUUUGUCCACACCCACCAGCGGCCCUACCUCCCCGCGGUGCUCCACGCCCUGCAGAGCCACAUCUCGGAGCUGCGGGGGCUGGGGACAAGGAUGGCUGCAGCGACCAACAACAGGGGCUCGCGGCUGCUGGCACGAGGCCGGGGCCUCUUGGCAGUGGUGGUAGUCUCAGGGUUGAUCUCACACUGGACUCUGGCCGACGUGAAACCCCCGUAUCCUCGCGGCCCCAAGUUCUGGACUGCUGGACGCCAGAGUGAAAGUAACCGCAAGGGGUCCAAAGCCCCAGGGCAGGGCAAGAGGCCUCGGGUGCCACCUCUCAGGGGGUCCCCAACGUCUGUCUGUCCCCUAGGUGAGCGCCUGGCCACCCUGCUGGUCACGCGCGCUGCCGCCGCCUUCUUCCUGGACGGCCUCGCGGAGGACAUGCUGCGGCAUCUGCACGACGCCUUCCGCGAGAGCCCCUCCGCCGCGCGCUGGCAGUUCCAGGCCGUGCUGUCCAUCCGGGACCAGGAGCGCGUCCGGGCCCAGGCCCAGGAGGCCGCGGACCUGGGCUUCGCCUGCUUCCAGGAGGCCGUGCGGAGCCGCCCCGAGCUCCGCGAAGAUGCGGACUGCGAGCUGCUGGCACAGGUGACUUGGGCGCUCUGAAUCCUGCUCCACAUGGCACCAGCCGGGGCCUAGCCUGCGCUGGGCACCCGCCUGGCCGAGUGCCUGCUGCUGGCCGGGGACGUACCGGAUGCCCGGGCUCUGUGCGAGGGCCUUCUGCGGCCCACUGGCCCUGGGGACGCCGCGGAGGACCGCGCUGGGGAGCAUGCACAGCUGCUGGGGGAGCAUGCACCACUGCUGGCGCUGUGCGGCUUUUGUGUGCUGCACCCCAGGGAAGCACAGGGAGCCUGGGAGGACUUCCCCGCGGUGGUGGAGCAGAGAGGGCUGCACCCGCGGGCUGUUGCGGGUCUGGCCGGCAGCGCCUUCCUGGGCACAAUGGAUUAUGUCACCGCGUGCGGGCUUUGGCCAGAGGAAGCACUGUUGGCCUCCAAGGCCUUCGUGCCCUGGAACCAGCGCGGGCUGCUGCUGAUCAUGCUGCAGGAGGAGGGCCGCCAGAUGCUGCAGUGCCUGCCCCCGCCCCCCGCCGGGUUGCCAAAGGAUGCCCGCGGUGUGUACCAGCUGGCCUCAUUGCUAAUGGAGCUGGACGUCGAGGAUGAGGCUGCGCGCCUGCUGGCCACCGAUGCCCUGGGCCGCCUGGGCCACCUGGAUGACACUCACAGGGCCCUGCAGGCGGCGCUGGCGCAGGGACCGCUGGUGGCCGAGGUGCUGGUGCGGCUGGCGCUGCUGCAGCUUCGCAGGGGCUUCACCUUCAAUGCCCACCAGAUGAGGAGCCCAGGACUGCUGAAGCCCUCCUGCAAGACCCCUACACCUAGCACGGGGCCCCCGAGCCCCCCGGGCCCCAAGGAAGCCGUGGCCGACAUCAUCUCUGCCCUGAAGCUGGACCCGGCCGCUGUGGUCCCUGAGCUCCACUCUCUGAGGCGCGACGCCCAGGGCCUCCUCGAGCAAGGCCUGCACGCUCACUGCUGGGCGCUGCAGAGCCGGCCCCCCCAGGAGGACGACGCCCAGGGCCUUCUGGCCGCUGGGGAGGCACUGGUCCAGAUGGACGGCACACAGCCCAGUGGGCACCUGCUGCUGGCCAACGCCCUUAUGGCGCUGGGGAGAGUGCAGGCUGCGGCCCGGGACCUGCAGGGCCUGGCUGAGGCGGAGGCUGUGGACCUGGGCUUCCUGCUGCGGCUGCUGAGGCCUCCGAGGAGUAAAGCCUGCCCAGGUGCACCCGCGGGGUGCGCGUCGCGUGUGCGAUGGGCGCGAGCAGCAUCACCGGCCGGACCCGGGUCUCUGGCCGCCGGCCGCCACGGCCACGGGCCUCUGGGCUCGCUCGCAGGGGGCAUAAGCCUCCCGGGGGUGGAGGGAGACCCCUCGGAGCCCGCCCUGCACCAAGCCCGCCUCGUGCAGGGCGGCGCAACAGCUUCUACCGGGCCUGCGCGUGGCGGGGGCUCCCGCGGCCUCAACCAACAGCGCCGGAUGGUGGGCUGGGUACCGGAGCCCGGAUCCGGGGACACGCGCGGGGGUCUCGGCUCUGAUGUGGGGCCAGGCGGGGCCUCUGGGGCUGGUGACGGGGCUGUGCGGGGUACUGAGCUCACGGAGGUGGGCGCUGGGCGGGGCCUCUCGACUUACGGGACAUGUUGGGGGGGGCCUCUGGGCAUGGAGGCGGGGUCUCAGAAUUCUCAUAAGCACCUGGGCGGGGAUCCCUUGGCUCUAGGGAGAACUGGGCGGGGCCUCUGGGCUCGGAGGGGGCUUCAGCUCGGCCCUGAAAGGAAGGCGCCGGCGGCAUGGCCAGAGCUGCGCACUCCCCGCCGGCCCUGCCGUCCGGAGGGUGCGGUGGGGCUGGGACUGGCGGAAGCGCCUAGGCCUGGUCAGCAGCCUGCUUGUCCCUCGGCCGCUGCCCGGGAAGCCAAUGCCCUCCUGGACAUGGGGCGGCUGCGGCAGGCGCUGGGCUUCAGCUCCCUGGCCGUGCUGGCUGGUGGUGGGGGCACCUGCCACCUGCGCCUGCGUGCCACCUGCCUGGCCCAGCUGCGGGAAUGCGACCUAGCCCUCAGGGACCUGGACCAACUGCUCCAGGAGGGUGCAGGUGAUGGGGACCUCCCGCGGUGGGCGGAGGACCUCUGUUCUGAAGGCCACCUGCUGCAGCUUGGGGACGAGGUGGGGGCCGCGGCGGCCUUCAGCCGGGCCCUCACGCUGGCACCUGCCCCUGCCCAGAGCAGCCUGUGGGGGCAGCCGGGCCGGACCCCCACCAUCCGCUAGUUCCUGCACCAGGGGCAACGCUGCCUGGAGCAGCAGCGCCACGCAGAAGCCUGGACAGCAGCCCAGAGCGGCCUCCUGGUGGACCCCAGCCACCGCGGCCUGAAGCGGCUGAAGGCCAGAGCCCAGAGAGGGGUGGACUCGGGCUGCUGGCUGCACUGACCCAGCCAUGGCGCCCUGUCAUCUUCAGCCUCGGGGUAUCGCCCUCGCGGCACCCCAGAUCAGGAGGAGCCUGGCACCAGGCAUUUCCAACAAUCCUAUCCACAGUGAAAGCCUGGUGACUACUUCAUUCCCGCCCUUGCCUUCCUGCAAACACAGUGGAAUCAGGUGCUUGUUAAUCAUGAGAUGUAAACAUCCAGCUCCCUGAUAAUGGGAAGAGCAGCAGAAGAUGCCCAAGUGUUUGGCCCCUGUCCCUCAGGUGGGAGACCUGGAUGAGCCCCCAGCUUUCCCCUGGCCCAGCCUUCGUGGUUGCAGCCAUCUGAGGAGUGAACACAUGGAUGGAAGAUCUCUGUUUCUCCUUCUUUCUCUGUAACUCCGACUUUCAAAAUAAAUAAAAACUUUUUAAAAAGUGAGUUAUCUGGAAGCUCUUAAUGCUGGGUACAAUUGCCCCAUGCAAUAUGUAGGCUGGACUUGGUGAAGGCAAUGGAUAUUUGGGUGCUUUGCCCAGGUUGUCUUUUCUGGAGAGAGCUGGAGAUACGUAGAACAAGACUUCACAAUAACCCCUUGUACUACUAACCUUCCUGCUGACCACCUCUCUGCUGUUUGUAUUUUUUAUCACAAAAUAAUUGAGGCUACAAUUUAGAAAUGAUAAUACAGGUCAUCUCCUGAGACCAUACAUGGAUUCUUUUUUUUUCUUUUUGAGGAUAUCUAGGGCUUUAUUUUGUAAUGCAGAGGCCAUACAGCAGAUGGAAGAUCUCUCUCUCUCUCCCUUUCAUUGUAAGUGUACCUCUCAAAUAAAUAAAAUCUUGAAUCAGGAGGAGAGGGAAGGGGAGGGGGAAGAGGACGGAGAGAAGGAGAAGGAGAAAAGACUAAAACAUGCCUUCCCUGUCCCGGAGCCGGCAUGGGUUGCCACUUGCACCAUGGGCACCAGUUCGAGUCCCGGCUGCUCCAGUUCCCAUGCAGAUGGCUGGGAAAACAGUGGAAGACAGCCUGAGUGCUGGGGCCCUGCACCCACAUGGGAGACCUGGAAGAAGCUCCUGGCUUUGGCCUGGCCCAGCCCUGUCCGAUGGGGCCACUUGGGGAGUGAACCAGUGGAUGGAAGACCUCUCUCUCUCUCUCUCUCUCUCUGUGUGUGUGUGUGUGUGUGUGCAUGUGUCACUCUGUCUUUCAAACAAAUGACCCAAGACAGCUUCAAAACCAAAUGAGGUCUGAGCUCUGGAUUAACACAGGGACCAGGAUCUGCCCACUCUCCAUGAAAAGUCCUCUUCUGCACAGGGAAUGCUGGGAGCUCUCUUUCCUUACUCAAAGCUCUGCUCAAAUAACACCCAUCCCAGCCUUACACUAGCUGGGCCCCCGUUCAGGGGCAGCCAAGAUGAGCCCGAGUUGUGGGGGCAGGUCAGCUAUGUGUGGGCUGCCUCAGGGCCUUUGCACAAGCCAGUCUCCACCUGACUGCUCUUCCCGCUCAUCUUCCAUCUGGUCGCUACUCAAGUGUCGCCUCCUGCACAGAUCUUCCUCAGACACUUUAUCCACGUCACCGGGAGGUAGGUCCUGUGUCUGACCAUUGUCUCUGCAGUUAUACGGCCUCACCUUACAGUGGCUGUCUCUGCCCACACACCAUGAGCACUGAGGAGCUGGCAGACACGUCUUCCCCAUCCCCCUGAUUUUUUGCUUGGCAAUUUUGCAAGAUGAUUGCAUUUUUCCUGAGAAACCCCAAAGGAAGAUUAGUUCACAUAGUCAGAUAAAGCUGAGUAGAAAUAACACAAGAUAGAGAAAUGCAAGGAGGGUAGGGUUCAGAAGCUUGCAAAGUCUUUGAGAUAUCAAGAUUUAUUUAUUUAUUUGAAAGGCAGAGGUAGAGAGGGAGAGAUCUUCCAUCUGCUGGUUCACUCCUCAAAUGGCUGCAAUGGCCAGGGCUCAGCCAAGCUGAAGCCUGGAGCCUGGAAUGCCAUCUGGGUCUCUCAUGUAGGUGGCAGGGCCAAGGAGUUUGGCCACUCUCUGCUACUUUUUCAGGCACAAGACUCAAACGGGCUCAUGUGGAUUCUGGCAUCAAAGGUGGUGGCUUAACCAGCUCUCUUGGGGUUUGCUUCCUAUUUUUUGAGAGAUUCUCUAAAAUAAGUUAACUUUGAUUUUCAUUUGUCAGAAAUUUCUCAGUAAGUAAAACAAACUGCUGGUAGUCGUCAUGAAAAGUGCAAAGAGUUAGCUAUUUCUUAAAGGAGAAGAGACUUUCACACAGAUAAACCGACAGGUCACUCUGGUUAGUCAACAGUUUGUGUUUGUGCACAGUGCCUUAGGGUCCCCAACCAAUACAACAAUCAGUUGAGCUGGAAAACAGGCUGAACUAAGUGGCAUGCUUUCACAAAGUGACCAGUCAGGAUUUCCCAUACAAGAGUUCUGUGUGGUUCUAAUACAGAAUUCCACCAAUUGCUUUGACACACAUUUGUCACUGGUCUAGUGAUCCUCAAUUCAUUAGCCCUCAGACUUGGCUUGGAUUGGCUUGGAUGCCAAUCUAACCUAUGCCUUCUAGAAUUACUCCCUUUACAAUCAUGAGACAAAAACCUAUCACGUUAAGACUUUGUAUACAUAAAGAACUGCAUCUUAGACUUCUAGUCCCUAGAACCAUGAGCUUAAUAAAUUUCUUCCCUUUAUUUUUUAAGACUUUAUUUCUUUACUUGAAAGAGUUACAAAGAGGCAGAGGCAGAUAGAGAGAGAGAGAGAGAAAGGUCUUCAAUCGCUGGCUCACUCCCUAGAUGGCCACAAUGGUCAGAGCUGUGCUGAACCGAAGCCAGGAGCCAGGAGCUUCUUCCGUGUCUUCCACCUGGGUGCAGGGGCCCAAGGACUUGGGCCAUCUUCUGCUGCUUUCCUAGGCCAUAGUAGAGAGCUGAAUCAGAAGUGGAGCAGCUGAGACUAGAACUGAUGCCCAUAUGAGAAGCCGGCACUACAAGCGGCUGCCUUACCUGCUCUGCCACAGCACUGGCCCCAACUUCUUCCCUUUAUGAUUAUCUAGUCUCAAGUGUUCUGUCUUGGUGACAUAAUAAGGACCAAGACAGUCACAAACUCUGAGAUAGUAAAAUACACUGAGCAUCAAGAGCCCAGUGGAACUAGUCAGAAGUCAAAUUACCAGUCAAAUUACUGACUGCAGAUCCAUUGGGCAACUGGAGUUUAGGGCCCAGUCAAUGCACCUGUGUUCCAAGCAGUCUAUGGUGAGUCAGCGAAUGGUCUCAGUAGAAUCUCCAGAAUGACCACUGUUGAGGAUCUGAGAUAAAAAGACACAGCUGUGGUUAAGCCUUAGCAUUACAAGAGGAAACUCUGCUUGCAGAUACAGUCCCUCAGAGCAUAGCAGAAUGCUGAUCGUCCAUGACUGCUUGGGGCAGCGUGGCGCUCAGGGACUAAAGGAUGUUCAGAGGGGGAGUGAGCUUGCAUCACCAUUAAGUGUGGCUCCACGGGUGAGAGUGCUGCUGGCUGUUGGUGCUCAGAGGUACAGUUCGGUGGUGAGUCUGCCCUGAUGGGCUGACUUUCACAAGUGAGUGCUGACACCAACAAUUUAGUUUGGCAAAUGUGUAUUCAUAGAACUGCAUUGUCCUCGAUCAUUUAGAGAGGUUUAAACAAUGAACACGGAUCUUUAUUGCCACAGCUACAGAACAACCAGACUUUCCUAAGUUUGCCGGAACAUUUUUAUUCUCACCCUUGCAUAGUGGAACCAAUGUGUCAGACUAUUUCUAGCUUGAAUAUCCUGAUUACUCCAUCAGAUUCUUGUGACCCAUCAUGCAUUUUAACAUCACAUUGCUUUAGCCUGAAAAAUCUCCUGAAACCACACUUCCCAAGUAAAGCUGUUUUUUUAAGACUUAUUUUAUUUGUUUGUAAGGCAGAAUUAGAAAGAGAGAGGGAGAGAGAGAUACAGAGCUCUUCCACCCAAUGGUUCACUCCCCAGAUGGCUGCAGUGGCCAGGGCUGGGCCAGGCUGAAGCCAAAGCUAAGAGUCAGGAACUCAUCCAGGUCUCCCACAUGGGUAGCAGGGGCCCAAAUACUUGGGUCAGUGCUGCUGCUUACCUGGGCCCAGUGGCAGAGAAGUAGAGCUGAAGUGUAGCAGUGAGAACUUGAACCAGGGCUCCAGUAUGGGAUGCCAGCAUUGAGAAUUAACCUGCUGUGCCACAGUGCCAGCCCUGCAGAUGUGAGUCUUUGUCCCUUCAUUCAAGUAGCUACUAUUGAUGGAAAUCUAUUGGUUAUCUGAGAUAGUAAUAGGAGAGUGAAGCAGAAUGGUUAGAGAGAAUGUAAGAACAUGCUAGGUUUGGGUUUGAUCAGUAAAUAAUUAUUCAGUAUGUAGACACUUUAAAAGAAUGAGCUCUAAUGCAACUACCUGUCCCCAAAGAACUCAUUUACUGGGGAAAGGUGAGGUUAAAUGGCACAACAGCUGGGAUGCCACUUGGGACACAGACAUCCAAUAUAGGAACGCCUGAUUCGAGUUCUGGAUCCUUUGCUUCCAAUCCAGCUUCCUGAUAAGGUGCAUGCUGGGAGGCAUCAGGUGAUGGCUAUAGAACUCGGGCCCCUGCCACCCAUGUGGGGAACUUGGAUUGAGUUCUAAACUCCUGGCUUCAGCCUGACCCAGCCCUGGCUGUCAUGAGCAUUUGGGGAGUGAACCAGCAGCACUCUGCUUCUUUCUCUAUAUUCAUCUGUCUCUCUCAAAUAAAAUUAAAAUAAACAAAUAUUUUAGAAGAUGUUUAUAUAUGAAUCUGAAAUUUUGAGGUAUGUGUUUUAAAUGUACUUCAGAAAUUAUUAGGAAAAAUCUAGUUUGAUUUGAAUAUUCACUUUUUUGAAAAAAAAAACUCUCUUUUUUUGUGAGUCUACUAAUGAGCUUGUUGAGUACUUGUAGUAAUGAACAUGAUCAAGUGCUUCAUUGCAAUCAUCAAUUAGUUGAGAGCAAAGAGCUAAGCGGUCCAUAAGUCAGAGAGGCACAGAAUGAGCAAAUACAUCUACAUCUGAAGACAUUAGAGACUCAAAACUAACAAUCAAAAUGCUCUUGACAGUUGAAGUCUCUAUCAUCCAGAGGUAGCCCUGUAAAUUAACCACAUUCUUUCUUCUGCCAAGGAACUUGAUAUUGAAUGCAGCAUCAAAAGACGGCCCAGUAAAAUGGUCUGUAUUCACAUUAGGGUAAAAUACAUUUCUGAAAAACACAGAAUUGGAUGACUCAACUACAAAAUAUUUCUGACUCAAAGCAAAUCCCAAGUGUUAUCAGUAUCAUCAUCAGUGUGAGCAGUAGCCCCUCAUGACCAGUGUCCCCGGAAUGAUUCUGGAUCCCCAGUGUCACCAUCCCCGGCAUGAGCAGUGAGACCAGUGUCCCAGUAUGACCCAUGUCACCAUGCCCAGUAUGAGCAGCCUCUCCGGGGUGACCAUCUCUAGCAUCCCAGGUCACCAGUAUGUCCAGCAUCACGAGGAAGGUAAGUCUGCAGAGGGGAGAAGAAUUCAGUCAGAAUUAUUGUUCUAAGUCAUCUUUGGACAAUGGGGAAAACUGCCCUCCCUGGUGUUCUUUUGAGGCUUUAAGGAAACUGGUGGCUGGAUUUGUUUUCUGUUACUGUAACCCAAUAGCAAAGACUGGAUAAUUUAUUAAGAAAAGAAAUCCAUUUCUUGGAGACUAGGAAGCCCAAAGUUGGGGGCUGCAUCUGAUGGGAGCUUUCUGGUUGGAAAGGAACUCUCUGUAGAGUCCUGCAGUUGUGCAGGGCAGCUCAUGUUGAGACAGAGAAAGUGUAUGAGCUUUGGUCUCUCCUGCUUUUCUUAUAAAGGCACUAAUGCAAACCCAGGAACCCCACUCCCAUACCUCAUCUAAUCCUAAUGACCUCCCAAAGACCCUCACCUCAAAUACCAUGUAACAUUGAGGACUAAUUUUCUUUUUUUCUUUUUCUUUUUUAGACAGGCAGAGUUAGACAGUGAGAGAGAGAAAUAGAGAGAAAGGUCUUCCUUCCGUUGGCUCACCCCCCAAAUGGCCACUGUUGCCAGCGCACUGCGUCAAUCCAAAGCCAGGAGCCAGGUGCUUCCUCCUGGUCUCCCAUGGGGUGCAGGGCCCAAGCACUGGGGCCAUCCUCCACUGCCCUCCCGGGCAACAGCAGAGAGCUGGACUGGAAGAGGAGCCACUAG
Oryctolagus cuniculus (rabbit) is the source of this 9626-nucleotide messenger RNA. The record is from RefSeq and is a predicted model, not a curated record. Lineage: Eukaryota; Metazoa; Chordata; Mammalia; Lagomorpha; Leporidae.